Messenger RNA from Exophiala oligosperma, 943 nucleotides. Its product is annotated as cytochrome c oxidase subunit 6, mitochondrial. The transcript is spliced from 4 exons. Gene Ontology annotation, biological process: mitochondrial electron transport, cytochrome c to oxygen. The record is from RefSeq and is a predicted model, not a curated record. The coding region runs from base 101 to 595 and encodes 164 amino acids. Lineage: Eukaryota; Fungi; Ascomycota; Eurotiomycetes; Chaetothyriales; Herpotrichiellaceae. Gene Ontology annotation, cellular component: mitochondrial inner membrane.
ACCAAAACCGUCCAAAAGAAUCUCGACAUCCUCUCCUCUCCUACCACCACCACCACCACCACCAACAACAAAAAGUCCCAUAGUUGACCCAGCCUGCGCAAUGGCUUCACUUCCGAUCCUUCGUCUCGCCGCUCGCCCUGCUGCGUCCACCCUGUGCAGACCUUGCACCCGAACCAUCAGGAGAGCUCCGCUCGUAGCUCAAUCCCUUUCCGCGAAAUCAUCCUUCAGCUCGUCAGCUGUUCAAAGAAGCUCAGGUCACGAAGAAGAGACAUUCGAGGAGUUCUCUGCAAGAUAUGAGAAAGAGUUUGAUUCCGUGCAGGAUGUUUUUGAGCUUCAGCGAAACUUGAACAACGCAUUCGCCUACGAUCUCGUCCCUUCGCCCGGUGUGGUCACAGCUGCAUUGAAGGCCGCUCGACGUGUCAAUGACUUUCCUACCGCCGUCAGAAUAUUCGAAGGUAUCAAGGCCAAGGUCGAAAACACCCAACAGUACGAGGAAUAUCUGGAAGAGCUGAAACCACUGCGUGAGGAGCUCGGCGUCAACUUGAAAGAGGACCUGUACCCUGGCAAGAGCGACAGCCCUUAUACCUCUUCAUAAGCCAGCAGACCCGGCGGCAUGGAGAGGAAGCAAAAAAGCGAGAAUGCUCUCAUGGUGUAUAACAACAAAUGAGAGGAACUCCAUCCACCACGGUUUCUAGGGGUCAGAAUGGUCGUAUCAUCUGUUUUGUUUUGCGCAGCACUGGAUGGUGGAAGAACAGGAAGAAGAAGAGUUAGCAGUACAUACAUACCUUGCAGACUGCCAAACCGGGGGUUUCCUCUCUCUCGCGAUCAGACUACCUACGCUGUAGUGAAGAAAUGUACAGUUUUAAAGAGGUUUCUUUUGGGCAGUGCCUUUUUGUUGUUGUUCCUGUCCGACCCAUUGUCUGGAUUACUCUGAUGUUUGCAC